AUGUCCCCCGCUAAUACCCCCGCGCGUCGCGUCGCGCCCUCGUCAUCUGCCUCCUCCACCACCACCAACAUCCUCCUCUUCCUAAUCGCCUUCCGCAUUCUCAAUGCCUUCACCCUUCGCACCUUCUUCCAGCCAGAUGAAUUCUUCCAAUCGCUGGAACCCGCAUGGCAGAUUGCCUUUGGCAAGGAGCAGGGCGCCUGGAUAACUUGGGAAUGGCGCUACCAACUGCGCUCCUCGUUACACCCGCUCCUCUUUGCCGCCAUCUAUAAGACCUCCGAUUUCCUGGCCACCUCCCUUAAUCUCUCCGUCGCCACCAGCGCGGAACUCCUCGUUGCCAGCCCCAAGGUCGCGCAGGCCAUCGUGGCGGCCAUUGGCGAUUUCUAUACUUGGAAACUAGCGACCCGCAUCUAUGGGAGAGAUUCGCGCGGGUCGUGGACAACAUUACUCGUCACGCUUCUCAGCCCUUGGCAGUGGUUCUGCUCGACAAGAACCUUGUCAAAUUGCCUGGAAACUACAAUCACCAUUGUCGCCUUGGACCUCUGGCCCUGGCAGUGGUCAGCAGGAAGAUCUUCAUCCGGCGAUAGCCGCAAGGAUGGGAGGGGCACGGCCGCGGAUCGAGCGCUCCUGUCAAGCCUCCGCCAAUGCUUACUUUUGUCGGCCCUCGCCUGUAUUCUGCGGCCAACUAAUGUUUUGAUCUGGGCGACCCUGGCCAGCAUCGCUUGGUUCCGAAAUUCUUGGGCCAUACGCACCAUACUUGCUCGAGAAGUCGUGAUUUGCGGAUCGGCCGUUCUCGCUGUGUCCGCCGUCGCAGACCGUCUCUUCUACGGAUUAUGGACAUUUCCACCGCUUAGAUUUCUAUACUUCAACAUCGCGCAAUCGCUGGCUGUCUUCUAUGGCCGAAAUGAUUGGCACUACUAUUUGUCGCAGGGUCUGCCUCUUCUGCUGACGACGGCAUUGGUCCCUGCCCUUUUUGGUCUCUACCAAACAUUGACAAAUCGGAGCUUCUCUACCAUCGACAGACUGCAGACAGUGACUCGAAUUCAGCUAGCAACGAUCUGCCUGGUGAUGCCUUUUGUCCUGUCCUUGAUCUCGCAUAAGGAAGUACGCUUCAUCUACCCGCUACUUCCAGCACUCCACAUCCUCGCAGCGCAGCCACUAGUUCGGUUCUUUGCCCCAGCCAUCUACUACAGGUCCUCGCCGGCAUACACUCCACAAAGACUACUCCUCAUCUUCCUGAUCCUAGUCAAUGCAGUGAUAGCAUUUUACACGAGCGUCUGGCACGCCUCAGGGGUCCUCAAUAUCAUGACCUACCUCCGCCACCAACACGAAGUCCACGCACCCGAACCAGACCCGUCCUUCUUCUCCGACUCAACCCCCAAGGGAAUAACCGCAGGCUUCCUAAUGCCGUGCCACAGUACCCCCUGGCGAUCCCACCUCGUCUACCCAACAAUCUCCGCCUGGGCCCUAUCCUGCGAACCCCCAAUCGACUUCAGCGAGUCCGAGAAAGCCGUCUACCGUGACGAAGCAGAUCAGUUCUACGACAACCCAGCUCAAUUCCUCCACGACAACAUGGCCGGCGGCCUUCGCCAUCUCCCCACCAGACCAAGCUACGCCUCCACCACGCCCGCUGAUCCCUCCCUCCCCCUCUCCAAAAACCAACACGAAUGGCCAGAUUAUCUAAUCUUCUUCCAACAACUCGAACCAACCCUCCAACCCCUCCUCCGCACGUCUUUUUACCGUGAAUGCUGGCGCACACACAAUACAGCCUGGCACGAUGACUGGCGCCGCACAGGCGAUGUCAUCGCCUGGUGCCUCGACACAACCGAACAAGACACAUGGCGCGAAACACAACGUCAAUAUCACCUAUCCCGCCAACGCUGGGCCAGCGCAACAAACGCGAUCACCAAUACGCCCGAAUUCCAUUUCGACCGCAUGCUCGAAGCGCUAAAGAAUUCUGAAGCCCAGCCCCAAAACACCGCCGGUUGGAGCAGUUUCCUCCCCGGUCGCUCGACCUUCUCAUUCUCCGCGCCCUGGUCUUCAAACCAGCCCACCCUGCGCGAGAAAUUCGAUGCAUGGCGUCGUGGUGUGGCGGCGUAUUUUGGACCCCGGCCGUCGAGGAUUUGGAAGUUGGGACGGUCGACGCCGAAUGUGAGGGACUGGAUUCCGAAUCCUUGGUCUUUCUUUUCUUGGAGGUGGUGGGUUUUGGGGGAGUCGUUGGAACUUACUAGGGAGCGGGAGUUGUACUCUUGA
Penicillium waksmanii is the source of this 2250-nucleotide messenger RNA. RefSeq names its product putative glycosylphosphatidylinositol-alpha 1,2 mannosyltransferase (gene gpi10). Gene Ontology annotation, cellular component: endoplasmic reticulum membrane. The record is from RefSeq and is a predicted model, not a curated record. The transcript is spliced from 5 exons. Lineage: Eukaryota; Fungi; Ascomycota; Eurotiomycetes; Eurotiales; Aspergillaceae. Bases 1 to 2250 code for a protein of 749 amino acids. Gene Ontology annotation, biological process: GPI anchor biosynthetic process. Gene Ontology annotation, molecular function: alpha-1,2-mannosyltransferase activity.